UUUCGCCUUACCUAAAAGAGUAAAAUCGCCAUUUAAUCAACGUCGCCGUCAUCAACAUGCGUAGUUAUACAAUACAACAACGGAGAGAGAUAGAAUCAGACGACAGCUCAUCAUGCAUACUCACUUCUCUCUCUCUCUCUCAGAGAGAUUACAUUUAAACAGACAACAACACUGAGAGAGAGCCUUUUUCUAAUAAUUUAUUCGAUUUGAGUUUGUUUAUUCGUUCGACUCUUUGUUUUUUACUCAAUCCUCUGUUUUCAGUUCUGUUCAAUUCUUCUCUCUCUCUCUGUUUUUUUAUUUUCGUUGUUUUGCCUAAAAGCCACAACAUGCAACUGUAAUUUAACUGAUUAUUAUUAUUAUUAUUAUUAUUAUUAUUAUUACUAUUAUCCAUAUCCAUAUCCAUUGAUUCGCCGGAAAGUUUUAUUCUUUUCCGGCGAAAGAUUCGAAUGACGAUAUCUUUAUUCAAUCCUGAUUCAAUCAACAACGAGCUCUCCAAACCAACAUCGAUCUUCGGUCUUAAGCUUUGGGUCGUCAUCGGUAUUUUACUCGGAUCUCUUAUCGUCAUCGCCCUCUUCUUCCUCUCCCUCUGUUUAACCUCUCGCCGGAGACACCGCAAGCCACGUCACGCCGAUUUCGCGUCCGCAGCUGUAGCGAGCCCGCCGGUUUCCAAAGAGAUUCAGGAGAUCGUUAGGCCUUCUCCGGCGCAAGACCAUUACCACCAUACGCAGCCCGUUGCGGCGGAGAUCCAAGUCGAUAUCGGGAAGAUCGAGCACCGCGUUGUGUUCUCGAGCGGUGAAAGCAGAGGAACAGUGAGUGCUAGUGAAACGGCUUCGUUUUCAGGGAGUGGUUGUGUUGGACCUGAGGUUUCGCAUCUUGGUUGGGGAAGAUGGUAUACUCUUCGUGAGCUCGAAGCUGCUACCAAUGGAUUGUGUGAAGAGAAUGUGAUCGGAGAAGGUGGUUAUGGGAUUGUGUACAGUGGUAUUUUAACUGAUGGUACUAAAGUCGCUGUCAAGAAUCUUCUUAACAACAGGGGUCAAGCUGAGAAGGAGUUUAGAGUGGAAGUGGAAGCCAUUGGGCGUGUACGGCAUAAGAAUCUCGUUAGGCUUUUAGGAUACUGCGUUGAAGGUGCAUACAGGAUGCUUGUGUAUGACUACGUUGAUAAUGGAAACUUGGAGCAAUGGAUUCAUGGUGAUGUUGGUGACAAAAGUCCACUGACUUGGGAUAUCCGUAUGAACAUAAUACUUGGCAUGGCUAAAGGAUUGGCGUAUCUACACGAAGGUCUUGAACCGAAAGUGGUUCAUCGGGACAUUAAAUCAAGUAAUAUCUUGCUUGAUCGUCAAUGGAAUGCUAAGGUAUCAGAUUUUGGACUUGCUAAGCUGCUGUUCUCUGAGAGCAGUUACGUGACAACCCGUGUAAUGGGCACUUUCGGAUAUGUUGCACCUGAAUAUGCUUGCACGGGAAUGCUGACCGAAAAAAGUGAUAUCUAUAGUUUUGGGAUAUUAAUCAUGGAGAUAAUCACCGGAAGAAACCCUGUUGAUUAUAGUCGACCUCAAGGAGAGGUGAAUUUGGUUGAGUGGUUGAAAUCAAUGGUUGGAAACCGAAGGUCUGAGGAAGUAGUCGAUCCUAAAAUACCAGAACCGCCAACUUCAAAAGCUCUUAAACGUGUGUUGCUCGUGGCGCUGCGUUGUGUGGAUCCGGAUGCGAAUAAGAGACCUAAAAUGGGUCAUAUUAUACACAUGCUUGAAGCUGAAGACUUGUUCUAUCGUGACCAGGAACGACGAGCCACGAGAGAGCAUGCAAGCCGCGAUUAUAACCAGCGACAGACUGAAAUUUCAGCGGCUGUUGCUGAGACGAGCGAAAGUGAAAGUUAAAGAGACCGUAGAUAAAAAGAUGUAUGAGGAGGAACUGAAAAUUUUCCGACCAUUAGUUCUUAAAAUAUUUUUUCUGUUAAUCAAUUUUUAAUUUAUUGUAUGUGACUUAUUAUCUUAAUUCUUUUUCGUUAGGCUUUAUCCCUAGCUCACUGUCUAAUUAUGAAAAUUUCUCUGUGUAUA
Camelina sativa (false flax) is the source of this 2051-nucleotide messenger RNA. RefSeq names its product putative serine/threonine-protein kinase At1g01540. Gene Ontology annotation, biological process: protein phosphorylation. NCBI's taxonomy places the organism in Eukaryota, Viridiplantae, Streptophyta, Magnoliopsida, Brassicales, Brassicaceae. The record is from RefSeq and is a predicted model, not a curated record. Gene Ontology annotation, molecular function: protein kinase activity; ATP binding.